GUGAUAUACUAUAUGAUAUGUAGACAGUGAUAUCAGAUUAUACAUGUAUCUUUAAAAGACGGCACGUAAAGUAUCAUCUUCAAUCUUACAUAUGUGCAUCCGCCAAUUCGUAGAUUUUUCGAGUCCAUUCGCAACAGGAGCAGUUAACACCAACGAGGCGUAAAUAUUAUUGUCAACCACAUGGAAAAGCUUACCUGACCAGCUCGGCAGCUCCGAAUCAACAUUGAACCCACCGAGACGCUGUUCCGGGGAAGGCGGCACCGGAUUGUUAUGUGCGAGGGGCGCCAGUGCGGGGUGGGUUGCAUUUGAUUUAUUUGCGUCUUCCAUCAGAAAGGUUAAGAAUCAUUCAAAUAACCAGCAAUUGACACCGCCCACAUAUAUAAUACUCCGUUCAACACCCUGUCCUCAUCAGGACGAAACACAUCCUCUCCAGCUUGGACUCUCCCGCGGUACGCGAACCGCAAGAAGCGAAGCAACACCCCCAGCUUCCCCGCGAUGGCCCCGCAGCAACUGGUCCCCCAGACUGACAACAUUGCAGACGUCUAUGCGACUGACGAUGCCUCUGCUAAGUCUGUUGCACCUGAGAUCCAGGCUCGCUGGCGCAACCUGGUCACCCAGUUCACCCAGAUCUACGGCAAAAAGCCAGAUUUUGUUGCGCGCAGCCCCGGCCGUGUGAAUAUCAUCGGCGAGCAUAUCGAUUACAACCUCUACGACGUCCUCCCUACUGCCGUCAGCGUCGAUGUCAUCAUUGCCGUCAAAGUAGUCGAGACCCAAGGCGCCGAAGCAACUGUGAAGAUAUCAAACGUGAACCCCGAAAAGUUCCCCUCGCGCGAGUUUACUAUCCCUUCUGACAAGGAUAUCGAUAUCGACCCUACCAAGCACGAAUGGAUCAACUACUUCAAGGCCGGAGUGCUCGGUGCAAUGAAGUUCCUGCGGCAGAACAACCCAUCUAUCAAGCCAGCCAGCGUUGAGAUUCAUCUUGACGGAAAUGUACCUCCCGGUGGUGGAGUUUCAAGUAGUGCUGCAUUUGUUUGCGCCAGUGCAUUGGCAGUACUGAAGGCCAAUAACCACAAUGUCUCGAAGCAGGAUCUUUUGGAUUUAGCUGUUGUCUCAGAGCGAUCUGUUGGUGUUUACUCUGGCGGAAUGGACCAAGCUGCCUCCAUUUUCUCCGAGCGAGGGUAUCUCUUAUACACAAAAUUCUUCCCUAAAUUCUCCGUCGAACACGUGCCCGUGCCUGAAGCCGACGAGGAAGUUAUUUUCCUGGUCGCACAAAGUUUUAUCACCUCCAACAAGGCCGAGACCGGGCCUCGUCAUUACAACCUCCGAGUGGCCGAGUGCACACUAGCCGCCGUCGUGUUGGCAAAAUUGCACAAUGUCACUCUAGAAAAGGACAACAGCUCUUUGGGAUACAGUCUGCGUAACUUCCACGAGAAAUUCAUGCGCAAGGAGGGUCGUCUCCAAGAUCCGCUUGAGUAUCAAUUGGAUUCCGUUAUCCAGACCACAACAGAGCUAUUUUCACAGGAGCAGGGAUACACACGUGAGGAGAUUGCUAAACUUCUUGACAUCACUGUUCCCGAGCUCGAGUCUCGCUUCCUUUCGUCCUUCCCCGUCCAAGCAGAGCGUUUCCUGCUCCGGCAACGCGCUCUACACUGCUUCAAGGAGGCCCGUCGAGUUCUGGACUUCAAGGCCUGCCUUUCCCAUGCCAAGAAGUUAGACGAAAAGCGCCUUCACUAUCUCGGCCAAUUACUCAACGAGACCCAGGAGUCGUGCCAAAAGGACUACGAAUGCAGCUGCCCCGAGGUUGACCAAAUCUGCAAGAUUGCUCGUCGUGCUGGCACUUGGGGUAGCAGACUCACAGGGGCAGGCUGGGGAGGCUGCACGGUGCAUAUGCUGCCAAAGUCGAAGGUGGAGGCUGUCAGCCAAGCCCUGAAGGAUGAGUACUAUUCUCAAAAGUUCCCCGAUCUUUCCCAGGAGAAGCUGGCACAGGCUAUUGUCAUUAGCAAGCCAUCAAAUGGUUCUUUCUUGGUUCAAGGUACUGCUUUGGAAUUCUAAUUUGAAAUAGAAGCUCUUAGGCGUUGUUUAUGUGCUAUGUUUUCUUGCUAUGUUACAUUUCAUAUAGAUGGACGAAGUGCCCCAUGUAAUAUUAAAUGCAUAUCAAUACAGGUUA
Molecule: messenger RNA, 2167 nt
Organism: Talaromyces proteolyticus
Lineage: Eukaryota; Fungi; Ascomycota; Eurotiomycetes; Eurotiales; Trichocomaceae
Product: galactokinase
Exons: 3
Coding region: 496-2052 (518 amino acids)
Biological process (GO): galactose metabolic process; carbohydrate phosphorylation
Cellular component (GO): cytosol; cytoplasm
Molecular function (GO): galactokinase activity; ATP binding
Source: RefSeq, a predicted model, not a curated record